AUGGAGAGCUCUGAAAGGCCUCCGCCGCUGUUGCAGCGCCCAGAGAGUUCUGGCAUUGAUGUCCUAGAUUUCUCUUUCAGCAAGCCUGCCUCACACAAGCCCUCGUACUCGCGAAGCCUGGCCAAGCAACCACCCAUGCCUCAUCAUGCAAUCGAUAAUUCCCGUCCUUCAAGGGAGCCCAUGGGAGAGGGCGACUAUCAGAUAUCAAGGCCAGAUACACCUUCCAAUCAGUGCAGUGUUGUGAAAGAAGGAAUCUCCACGGCACCAAUUGCCGCGGGACAACCUAUAUUUACUCGGCCACCAAGCCGGCUCUCGACAGCAGCCGGACCCAACAAAGACAGCGGCAGUCGAUCUACACCUAGACAUCUAGAUAACCCGAGUUUCAGAAAAAAUCAUGAAGUCAUUAUUUGCCAACCAAAGAAGCCCACCGGAGCUGAUAUCCCCAGGGAGACAGUUGGCUCUGCAGGAAGCGUUGUUGGCCUAAGUGCAAAGCGUGUUGUUGACAUUGACAAAAUGGUUGAAGCUGAACCUGUCUUGUCUGAGCCACCCCACGUACAAGGGCCUCAUAAAGAGGGGCAAGAUAUCCCGGAGAACCCAUGCUCCCGAGUUCCUCUCAUGCCUGUACACAAUCAGCCCCAUACGUCGACGCGACGUCGUGUCUCCGAGAAAGAACCGUCUUCGAAACAACCGGCCCCGCUCGUUGGUGGCAAGAAUGGCGUUCAGCUCAGUGAGGAUCAUCUUUUCGAGCUUCUGAUCACGAAAAUGAGACAGCGCGAGGAGAGCGAGCAAGCAGCUGCAGCCAUCCAACGGCAACUCAAGAAUGAGAACAUGGCCUUGAGGGAGGAUAAUCUCAACAUGCAAGACCGCCUAAAAAGAUGCCAAGGACAGCUUGCCAGAACAUCAAUCGAGUCAAGGUCUCAGCGAGCACAAAUAGACAAGUGGAAGGCAAAACUUGGUACCUUCAAAGGUGUCCUUAACGAACUUGGCCGUGAAUAUGACACAGUUCGGGAGCAAGCCACAGAAUUGAAAGCAGCAACAAUAUCUCUUGGUAGAGAGAAGAGCGAGAUCCAAGACAGUUUGGACGAGAUCAAGUUGAAGCUUUCAAAAAGUGAGGAAAUCAUGCGGAAUCAACGGGAAAGGCUUUCAACCUCCGAGCACACGGUUGCCAACCUGAGAGAAGCUUUGGAUCAUUCAGAGAAAAGGGGCGAUUUGAUCAAGUUGCAGCUAACCAAUGAGAACAAAAGAAUCGCGACUCUAGAAGCCUACAUUCAAAACGAGUCUCAGAGCCAAUCGCGGUGCUUGGCCCUUGUCAGAAACGACCAGCGCAGGAUGGCCGAGAAUUUUGACUCUGCCUGCGAGCUGUUCACCACAUCUUGCAUCAAAUCCCAGGAUGAGAUUUUGUCGAAACUGAGUCCUGCGCUCGAGCACUGUAUUGCUUCGGUUCAGACGUUGAAAGAGCAGUGCUCGUCUGAGGUCACCAAUGUCCAAGCCUUCACCAGCAGUGUUCAGGAGGUAGCAUCUCGUUUCAACUCCUUGGCUGGGCAGGUCACAAGCGAUGUUGACCGAAGCACAGAAAUGAACAAAAAUGUGUUCCAAGCCCUGCAAGAAGCCCUUCGAGCAAUUGAAAGCAACAUUGGUCCGUAUUCGUCGAUUUCCAAACAGCUUGCUAAUAACGAGAGUUGCUGCGGAAACUUACAACAACAGCUUCAAAUUUUUGAGCCAAUGCUCGGUAGUCUUGAAGCUUCUAUUAAGGCUGUAGGAAUGACAGAGACAGGCCUUGUGUGCGGUCUAGAAACUUUCGGUCAGAAGCUUUCCGAGGCUCAAAUCCCAGCAGGAAACCCUGUUCUGGAGAUGGAGGUUUCCAAGAAAUUUGCUGAGAAUACGCAGUUGCAACUGCAACUACAAGAAAUCUCACUUGAGGUCGAAUCGCUUCGAAAACAACUUGCAAGCAAAGCGUCUGAGAACGAACAUCUUCAGCAUGCUUUGACUGACGCCGUCACUAAUGAACAAGCAUCCAAAAGUCAAAGCUCCCGGCUGGAAAUUGAAAAUACGGCCUUGCAGGGUGAACUUCAAUUUCUCGAGCAGAGGAUCCGAGAAGAGUUGGGCGCCGCAAGUACCAAAUUACAGGGUCAGAUGAAGGCUAGAGUUGAAGAACAAGUCCAAGGCCUUGAGACCGAAAGGGCGAGGCUAGAAAAUUACUCCAGUAACCUUCAGGCGCAGCUUGCAAAUGUCCAAAGAUCUUUGAUCGAAACAAAAAGGACAGCCGAGGAUGAGCGACUGGAAAAGGCCUCCAUGCACCAGGAAUCACAGAAACGAAUUGAGGCGCUGGACGUUUCUUGCUCAAAAUACAUCACAGAGGCCAAGGCCAUGGAGACUCGAUCACAAUUAUUGAAAAGCUCCGAAGCCGCUCUCUUGGCGGAAAGGGAGAGGCUCCUUGAACAGCUUGAGCAAGCGAAGGUAAAGACAAUCGAGCUUGAAGCGAACUUGGGGAUGAAGACCGAGUCUGCAGCAUUGAAAGAGAAAGCGACACAGGAGGCAGAAAGGAGGGCUCAGGUACUUGAGCUGGAGACGACUCAGAAGACUGAAGAGCUUGCAACGAUGAAAAAGACCGUUGCCAUGCUCGAAUCACGGUCAUCGGCUUUGGAAAAGGUAGGAGAGGAGGCUGACGCUGAGAUAAUUUCACUCCUCCGCCGUGCUCAGGAAGCUGAGAAUUGGCAAGCGACUAUAAGAGAAGGGUUUGCGAAGGUGAUCGAUGUACCUCCCGAUGAGCCUUUCGAACAAACAUGGCAGAAACUGGAAGACAUCAUUCAGUCCCCGCUCGCUCAGCUGUCUAUCACUGGCGAUACGCCUUGCACCAGGCUUGAUGGCACGGCGAGUAUGGAGGGGGCUGAAGGUACUAAUCUCACAAUAGAACCAAGAGAAAGCAGACAUGUUGAUUCCUUGGACACUGAUGGAUCAAACAACAAGGUUCGCAAGCCCGUUGAUCAGAUGCAGACAGAUGGACAUCUAGCAUCCAAUGAUCUCAGCCCCCGAAGGCUUCGAAACAUGGUGAUUGUGCUGACUCGCUGCCAAAAUUCCCUGCUGGUCACAGUCAUAUUCCUCCAUGACAGGCUUUCACGGGAAGAUAGUCUCUCACUUUUCAACGAUCCAGCUGAGCUCGAAAUGCUCCUUAUGUCAACUCCGGAUCUUCAGGGACAUUCGACGACAGGUGAUGACCCCAAGAAGAAUCAAGAACAGCAAAAGAUUGAGCCUUUGAAAAUGAAUCGAAAUACCAAUGAAGCUGACCCAGUUUUCCGGAUGGAACCUCCCCGCGCUGAUGACGGCACAACUGAAAGACCCCAGUCCGCUGUUGAAAAUGUCGAUAGUUCGGUGGUUGACAAAUCUGCCAACAACCAACAAGCCAACAUCAAGCGUAAAGUAGUCAGCUUCGAGGGUACACGGGUUUUCACCAAAACAGAGGUUGGCAAAGCUAGACGAAUGUCAGACGCAACGGACAACAGCUCCGGUAGAGAGUCUGAAAGCAAGGAAGUAAAGAAAACGCAUAAACGGACUUAUAGCCGCCUUCGCCAGUCCAUAGCACAGGAGGAAACCUCGAUCGAAGCAACUUCAGAAGGGCAGCCCGCCAGCAAAACUUUAGUGGGAGAUUCACAACAGAGCUCAAUGAAAAAGACUGGGCAUCCUUCAAACGCGCACCCAAGGCCACCGAAAAGACCUCGAAACGCAUCCGAUGGCCCGGAACGACGGCUGAGUCCGAAGGGCUUGGCUUCUGGUAGCAGCAGGGGAAACGCAGCCGGCCAAGCCAGCAUUUCGCGAGGCCGCGGUAAGCGCCGCACUCGAGAAGGUGAUCGCUAUAAUGAGCGCUUCAGCCAAGAUGUCGGCUGA
Molecule: messenger RNA, 3882 nt
Organism: Penicillium coprophilum
Lineage: Eukaryota; Fungi; Ascomycota; Eurotiomycetes; Eurotiales; Aspergillaceae
Exons: 7
Coding region: 1-3882 (1293 amino acids)
Source: RefSeq, a predicted model, not a curated record